Paramecium pentaurelia is the source of this 3991-nucleotide messenger RNA. The record is from the annotation of a GenBank genome assembly. NCBI's taxonomy places the organism in Eukaryota, Ciliophora, Oligohymenophorea, Peniculida, Parameciidae.
AUGGCAUUUUAUUAUGAAUCAGAAGAUCUGAAUUUAAGAAAGAAAUAUAACAACUUACAAUAUGAUGAAUUAGAAGAGUAAGAUAAAUAGAGUGCUGCAUAUUGUAUUUCUGAAUAAUAGAUGACAACUAAGUAGCACGAGGAAUAAUUGUAAAUGGAUUUUGAAAUAAUAAUAAAGGAUAUAAAAAAUAUGUGUGUAUAUUUUACAUAAAAAUUCAUUGUGUAAAAUGAAAACAAUACCUAAUUGCAGAAAUUCCCAUUCAUAAAAGUAAAGAAUAGAGUAUGUCAUAUAUUUGAAAAAUACCAAGAACAAAAUACAUUAUUAGAUUAAAUCUUAGAAUAGAUUUGUGUGAGUCUGAUGGAUGUAGUAAAGGUGUAUGUGUUAAAAUAUAUCAAUAAUAUUGGACAAAGCAUUUGUGAGGAGUUUCAUAACAUUUGUGAUACAAUUUAUAUUUUAACAAAAGUGAGAGGAAUAAGAACAAUCAGUAGAUAUUGUCCACAUGAAGUAUGCAAUUUGGAACCAGUUGUUAUGUAUUUGUAAAAUUGUUCAACUGAUCUUAAUUAGAAUUGGGAAACUAAAUAUGUUAUAUUAAUGUGGUUAAGUAUUAUAGUAUUAGUUCCAUUUGAUUUAAAUUCAAUAGAUUCUUAAAUUUUCAAUUCUAUUUAAGACACUUUUACUUCAAGUAAUACAAUCAUAAACUCAUUAUUAAAUUUGGGAGUCAAUUAUUUAAAAUCAUCCACAAAAUUAAGAAAUAUGGGAGCAUUAUAUUUAUCUAAAUUGUUUAGUAGAACAGAUAUCUUAAAAUGCAAUUUAUUAGAAUAAUUUUUGAAAUGGAGUGUUAAAUAAAUUCAUGAUUUGCAAGAUAAUAUACUUAAUACUUUUUAUAUUACAGGAAUUCUAGAAACAUUGGUAGAAAUUCUUAAAGUAGUUUAAAGAGAUGUUUUAAAGGAUAAUCUGUAUAUCUUAUUACCUUUGUUAAACUUGAAAUAAUAAGGUACCUUAAUUAAUUUGUUUCUAACUAAAUUAACUUAAAGAAUUGGAUUAGUAUAUUUAAGACCAAGAGUAGUUAGUUGGACAUAUAAAAAAGGUACAACUAAUCUAUAAUAAACAUUAAAAAUUAUUGAUUAUUCAAGAAUUGUCACUAAUUCACAAAUAUCUAGAACAAAUUAAUAAUUAUAAUAAUAAUAACAAUCAAAUAUUUAAUUAGAAGAUGUAGAUUAUUUCUUAGAUGUAGAUUAGGAAGGAUUAGAAACUGUUGUAGAUACUUUAUUAUAAUAAAUAAUAAAUAAGGAUACUGUUGUAAGAUGGUCAGCUGCAAAGGGUAUAGGUAGAAUCUGUGCUCGAUUGAAUUUAGAUUAAGCAGAUGAUAUUUUUGAUUCAUUAAUCAACACAUGUUUUACUCCAAUAAAUGGAGACACUGCAUGGCAUGGUGGAUGUUUAGCAUUAGGAGAAUUAUGUAGAAGAGGAUUAAUUCUUGAAAAUAAAUUAGAAUCUAUUAUUCCUAUUAUUUGCAAAGCCUUGAUUUUUGAAUAGAAUUAAGGAGGUUAUAGUAUUGGUGUAAAUGUAAGAGAUUCAGCCUGUUUUAUUGCUUGGUCAGCUGCAAGAGCAUAUGAUCCUGAUAUAUUAAAAAAUCAUGUUCUCGCUUUAGCAUAACAUCUAGUUAUUGUUAUGAUCUUUGAUAGAGAAGUAAAUGUUAGAAGAGCCGCCUCAAGUACAUUCUAAGAAUUGGUAGGAAGAUGUCCAAACAUUAUACCACAUGGUAUAAGUAUUCUAACAGAAGCUGAUUAUUUCUCAUUGGCUAUGAUUCAUAAUGCUUAUUUAAGAAUUGCUCCAUUUAUAGCUUCCUAUCCAGAAUAUUAUAAAUAAAUGGUUGAUCAUUUAGCUUUUAUUAAAAUAGCAAGUCAAGAUAAAGAAGUUAGAAAGUUGGCUGCUAAGAGUUUGGGAAGAUUACUAGUUUUGGAUCCAACUUAUUUUAAAGAUAAUUUGAUUUAUGAAAGUAUUUUGAAAAUGGUAAGAUUACAAUCAUUGAAUUAAAAACAUGGUGCUUUAUUUGCUUUAGGAGAUUUACUUAUUGCAUAAUCAGGAAAUAUCACUAAGAAUUCAGAAGAGAAAGAAUUAAAAGAUUCAGUUUUCCUUAGAACUUUAACUAAAAAUGAUAGAUAAUUAGCAAAAGCUGGAGAACAUAUAACAAUAUUUAAAACUUAAUAUGAGCAAUUACUUCAAGUAGACAAUAUGAAUUUACUUUCAUAAGAAAUUAUACAUGAGAUUAUGCAAAUACCUAAAUUAUUAGAGGAUUCUUUAAAAGGAAAGAGUGGAGAAUAAAUUAGAAUUGCUUCCUAUAGACUAAUUGAAUGCAUCUCUAUUUCUAAAUUACCAUUAUAAGUAGAAUAACAUGCAUAUUAUUUGAAAUUUAUAGAAGAUGGAUUAAAGAAUCCUUUGGAAGAAAUACAAAUAUCAGCAGCCAAAGCUUUAAGAUUAUUAAGUAAUUAAUAUCAAACUUAAGACCAAUUCUUGAUUGAUGGUAAAGAAUUCUUAAAAAGAAUUAUAAAAUAACUAAAUCAAAAGUCUACUAAUGCAUAAGUAUUAAUUUAAGGUGGAUAUGCUUAAAGUGUAGGAGCCUUUUCACCAUAAGUACUCCAUAAUGAAGAUCUCAGUAUAUUGUAUACUAUUGGAUUAUCAAAAAAAAGAGCAAAAUUAACAAGUUGGAGUAUAGAUCCAGACACAAGAAAAUUUGCAAUAAAGUCUCUUGGAUAAGGGAUAAUUAAUUAAUUAAACAAUAAUUUUAAUUGUGAUGCUCAACUCUUACCUGUUAUUGAUUGCAUUCUUUAUGCUAUGUUGGAUUACACAGUAAAUAAAAAAGGAGAUGUUGGGUUAUUCAUUAGAGAAAAUUCAAUUAUUGCAAUACAAUCUAUUUUAGUCAGUUAUGUAGGAUAUAUUGAACGAAAUCAUAUCAAUAAUAUAAUCAUAAAUGAAUAAUGUAUUAUCAAAAUUAUUGGAUAAUUAUUAUAAUAAUUAUGUGAAAAGAUUGAUAGAGUCAGAUUAUUAGCUGGAAGUGUUUUGUAAGAGUUAUUUAAAUCUGUAUUUCCUAAAUUAUAAAAAUUUGAAAAUUACGAAUAAAUAUCUGCUAUAUUCUCAACUGCCAAUUUAUAAUAAACUAUAAUAAAGGAUUAAGAAAGAGUUGAUCAAACCUUCUAAAGUGAAAUAAUUGAGGCUGAAAUCAAAAAUUUAAAAGAUCUUCUUUAAAAUAUUGGAAAAACUGAUCUAAUUUAUCAUUGGAAUCUACCACAUUGUUGCUAUAGAUUAAUAGUUCCAAUUCUUGCUUAUCCUACAUUUUGUAGAUAUAUCUUAACAGGAUUGUGUAUAAGUGUGGGAGGAAUUAGUGAAUCAAUCCAAAAAUUUAGUGAAGAAGCAUUAGUUUAAUAUAUACAAAAUAAUCAAAAUCUUGAUCUUAUAAUGACUAAUUUGAUUGAAAUACUUAAAUUAUAUGCAUUAGAUGAAAGAGUUGUUAUUCCAUUAUUUAAAACAGCUUCACUUGUUUUACAAAAAGAAGAAAUACAAUCAUUACCUAUGAUUAAAUAAUACACUGAAACCUUAAUCUAAUUGAUUUACAAAGAAACUCAUAAGACUUAAUCAAUUAAUAAAUUAUCAGCCAGUGUUCAAUUAAUUAUUGAUAUUUUAUCAAUCAAUGCUGAAUUAUUUCAUCAAAUCAUUUAACAUAUCUAUGAUAUAUUAACUAGCGAGUAAUUUAUUAGAUUUAUAUAUUUAGUUUUCCUAAAGUAAGAAAACAAUUAGCAGAUGCAUUUUACUUAUAUUUGUUAUCACAUGAUAAUGAAGAGUUGAUAUCUAUUGACAAUAAUUGUUUGCUAUAGGAUUAUCUUUUAGAAAUCGAUUGGCUAUCUGUAUUUAUUUGAUUUUAUUUAUUUAAUAGGAAGAAUUAGAUAAGAAUAUGGAAGAGUGUAGAAGCUAAUUGAAAAAAUUAUUAAAUUUAUGA